Triticum aestivum (bread wheat) is the source of this 2522-nucleotide messenger RNA. Its product is annotated as receptor-like protein 7. NCBI's taxonomy places the organism in Eukaryota, Viridiplantae, Streptophyta, Magnoliopsida, Poales, Poaceae. The record is from RefSeq and is a predicted model, not a curated record. Gene Ontology annotation, molecular function: protein binding. The transcript has a single exon. Bases 414 to 1619 code for a protein of 401 amino acids.
AUGCACUUGUUGUGUGACUCCUGUUUCUACGCACGGAUCAUAACAUCGGCUCAAGCAUAACUGCACAAGCAAAUUAAAUACUCCCAAUCAGGCGGCUAGGUGAUGGCUUUUUCACUGCUUUCGAAAUAGGCAUUCACCUUGCUUUAUAAUAAAGCAAAAACGACCGAAGUGAUACAAGGUGGCGAAAAAAAAUCCUCUUACAAAGCAAGGUGGUCCAAUUACAACAGCAGAAACUGUACUGCAGUCUGCACACCGACAGCCAUGGAUUCGACCAUGCAUCUCGCCUUAGCCAACAUGUAGUAGGAUAAAAGUUGUACACAAAUUUGCAUGCCUAAAAAUAUCUACAAACGCCCCUAUAAAUAGAUGUUGUACGCCGUUGAGCAAGCAUCAACCUAUUGCAAGCCACUUGCAGAAUGACUCCAACUAAGCAACACCACCUCCAUGUCCUCCUGCUCCUCCUCAUAUGCUCCUCCUCCAUAGUUGUUGCAGCCAAGCAUAACACCGCUGUCCUUUGCCACCCUGAUCAAGCUUCUUCCCUGCUCCAGCUAAAGCAAUCCUUCAUCGACGUCGAUGCAAAGUUGGCUUCAUGGCGAGCUGGAAGUGACUGCUGCCAUUGGGAGGGCGUCACCUGUGACAGGGACUCUGGGAGAGUCAUUUCCCUAGACCUUGGUGGGUUUAACUUGAUGAGCCGUCAUCUUCACCCUGCAAUCUUCAACCUCACAUCUCUGAGGAACCUCAGCCUUGCACACAAUGACUUCGGCACUGCCACCCUCCCAACUCACGGGUUCGAGCAGCUCCCAAAUAUCAUUCAUCUCAACUUCUCCUCUACCAGUUUUUUCGGCCAGUUUCCUGUUGGAAUUGCCCGCCUCAAGAACCUUGCCACUCUUGAUUUUUCUGAUAAUUUUGACUUAUAUCUACAAGAGCCAAACUUCCAGACCUUCAUGGCAAAUCUAAGCUAUCUGAGGGAGCUCCGGCUUGAUGCAGUAGACAUCUCCACCAGCGGAUCAAAUUGGUCCAUUGUUCUGGCGGACUCUGUUCCUCAGCUGCAAAUUCUUAGCUUGUUUCUGUGCGGUAUGUCUGGCCCUAUCCAUCAUUCUUUCUCGAGGCUUCGUUCCCUAACGAUUAUCAAUCUCAGAAACAAUGAGAGGCUCACUGGCAAAGUUCCUGAAUUCUUUGUUGAAUUUUCUUCCUUGAGAAUUCUUGAUAUAUCAGGAUGUUCUUUUAGAGGGCAAUUUCCAACAAAAAUUAUCCUGAUGAAAAGUUUGAGGGUGAUAGAUUUAUCUGAGAGCCCUAAACUUUCUGUGUGCUUACCAGAUUUCCCAGUUGGAAAUAACCUGGAGGUGUUAAAUCUAGCAGGGACCACUUUGUCUUGUGAUAUACGGUCGUCUCUUACAAAUCUCAAGUCUUUGAAGAAUUUGGGUCUAAGCACUUCAGAAGUUUCCAUGGAGCUCUCUUUGAUAGUACAUAAUCUUUCAUCAUUGAAUGAACUGCAACUUUAUGGAGGAGAAAUGGAGAAUACAAUACUAUCUUGGAUAGGCAAUCUUACACAAUUGACAUACUUGAUGCUAUAUAUGGCUAUGAUUUCUCUCAAUCAGUGCCCUCUUGGAUUGGCAAUCUAGCAAGUUUGGAAGGUUUGAUAAUUUGGAAUUGCAAUUUCCUUGGGACAAUACCUUUCCAGAUUGGCAGUCUUGCGAAUUUGACAGUAUUGGACCUCUCAGAUUGCAACUUCUCUGGUUCAAUUCCCUCAACAGUUGGGAACUUGGUCCAACUUGAAGAUUUGAAUCUUGGGGGCUGCAACCUUUCUGGUGAGAUCCUAACUAAUGCUUGUUUCUCUUCCUGCCUAAAAUCGAAUGACAACACAGUUGAUACACUUGUUGCAUCUAUAAUUUAUACUUUGAUAAGAGAAAGUUCUUUUAUUUCAUUACUAAAACCAAUGAUUGGAAAUAUUUGAAGGAUUCAACUCUAGCAUUAUUGGUGAUGUGGGAAAUUUGGAAGCACGGGAACAAUAUUGUCUUUAACCAGGCUUCUCUCUCAGUUAGACACGUCAUGCAUAGGGUCUUGGAGGAGUGCAAGCUGUGGAUAGUAGCUGGGUUAUUUAGAGGGGAUUUGGUGAACUUCGUAGUGGAGCUAACUAGGUAGGCUAAUAGUGAGUAAUCCCUAUGUAAUUCAGGUGGACUUGGGAGAAAUCCCUUGGUGUAAUCGGUGGAUGGGCAUAUCGCUCUUUCUUCUAUGAAUUUAUGAUAAGCAUGCUUGUACAUAUUUCAAGAAAAAAUAAAUCUAGUAUGGUACCUAGAAAUACACCACAAGACAUAUCGAAGUCUAACUUGAAAAGAAAAAUAGUCAUUAUGUGGACUACCUAAAACAAUUAUAUUAGUGCAUGUAUUUAGUGAAAAGGUAAAAUAUUUCAGUACACAAUAUGUUUUGCAAUGUUUGAUAAGUUGUGAAUUUCUCUGAUGUUCGCAGAAAUAUAACUAUUAAUGGGAAAUAUUCUUUCAGCUUCAAAUAUGCAUUGGUAUUAUAUU